Cordyceps militaris CM01 is the source of this 3495-nucleotide messenger RNA. Its product is annotated as DNA-directed RNA polymerase III 130 kDa polypeptide. Gene Ontology annotation, biological process: DNA-templated transcription. The transcript is spliced from 4 exons. Bases 1 to 3495 code for a protein of 1164 amino acids. Gene Ontology annotation, molecular function: DNA-directed RNA polymerase activity; DNA binding; ribonucleoside binding. The record is from RefSeq and is a predicted model, not a curated record. NCBI's taxonomy places the organism in Eukaryota, Fungi, Ascomycota, Sordariomycetes, Hypocreales, Cordycipitaceae. Gene Ontology annotation, cellular component: RNA polymerase III complex.
AUGGCAGUGAUCGAUGACGGCUUCGAGGCCCUGCUAGAGCCAUUUUACAAUGGCAAGAAGCUAACCGACCCCAUUUCAACCAAGGAGGACAAAUUUCAGCUUUUACCCGCCUUCCUCAAGGUCAAAGUGCGUCUUACCGCCGACAUGCACAUCGAUUCCUAUAACUUCUUUGUCGAGCAGGAAAUCAAGGACAUUGUGCGCGCAAAUCGUACUAUACGCAGCGAUGUUGACAGCAAUUUCUGGCUAGAGUGCCGCCUACGCAGGUUUACCGACAUUCGCGUCGACCGUCCCCAGCGACAAGACUACAAAGAGGCCAAAUCCUCAACUGACGUGACGCCUAUGGAAUGCCGACUUCGAGAUAUGACUUAUGCCGCCCCCAUCCUUGUCGAUAUCGUAUACAUUCGUGACAAACAAAAGAUUAUCAGACGAAAUGUGUCGCUUGGUCGAAUGCCAGUCAUGCUUCGCAGCUCCAAGUGCAGAUUGUCAGGCGCCAACAAUUCCGAAAUGGAAAAGAUGAAUGAGUGCCCGCUUGAUCCUGGCGGCUACUUCAUUAUCAACGGUACCGAGAAGGUCAUUCUUAUCCAAGAACAGCUCAGCAAGAACCGAGUCAUUGUUGAGUCCGACGAAAAGAACCGCAUCAUCUCCGCUUCCGUCACCAGUUCUACGCACGAGAGAAAAUCCAAGACAAAUGUUACUCUUAAGAAAGACAGAAUUGUCUUAGUGCACAACGUCUUAGUCGAGGGCAUCCCAAUUGUUAUUGUGCUCAAGGCUUUGGGUGGACUCACCGACUACGAAAUUAUGCAGCUCGUGGCUGGAGCUGAUGGUCGCUACCAAGACGAGUUUCUCAUCAACUUUGAUGAAGCGACAAAGGCCGGUGUCUUUACUCAACACCAAGCCCUCGAGUACAUCGGUUCCAGAGUCAAAAUGGGUUCGCGCAGAGGGCAAUUUGGUCCUCAGGUUCGCCGAAACAAUGUCGAAGAGGGCCUUGAUGCCUUAGCGAAUCUAAUUAUUGCACAUGUUCCCAUCGAAGGUCUUGAUUUCUAUCCCAAGGCUAUUUAUGUUGCCAUGAUGACGCGCAAAGUUCUUAUGGCUGCCCAAGAUAGCAAGCUCGUCGAUGACAGAGAUUUUGUCGGAAACAAGAGACUUGAACUUGCUGGUCAACUUCUUUCUCUGCUCUUCGAAGAUUUGUUCAAGAGGUUUACGGUUGAGGUCAAAAUGUCCAUCGAUAAGUUCCUCAAGAAAAACAACAGAGCUGUCCCGCUAGACGCCGUCAACAUGAUAAGCAAUCAUGCAAACAACAUUGGCAUGGGGAUCAACAGGGCUAUCCAGACGGGAAAUUGGAGCGUCAAGCGUUUCAACAUGAACCGAGCCGGUGUUACCCACGUCCUUAGUCGCCUCAGUUACAUUGCUGCUCUGGGUAUGAUGACCCGAAUCAGCAGUCAAUUCGAAAAGACAAGAAAGGUAUCCGGUCCACGUGCCCUGCAGCCUUCACAGUGGGGUAUGCUGUGCCCAUCAGAUACUCCCGAAGGUGAAGCCUGCGGUCUCGUCAAGAAUUUGGCUCUGAUGACCCAUAUUACCACAAACGUGGAUGAGGACCCCGUCAAGAGAUGGGUAUUCACGCUUGACGUUGGCGUCGAGCCUAUCCGCAACUUCUCCGGUGCAGAGAUGCACCGGGAAGGGUCAUACAUUAUACAUAUCAACGGAACCCCGUUUGCUCUGACCAGAUACCCAAAGAGGUUCUGUUCCAAGUUCCGAACGAUGCGUCGACGUGGUUGGAUCUCCCCCUUCGUCAGCAUCAGCAUCAAUCUGCAUUUCAACGCCGUCCAUAUCGCUGCCGACGAAGGACGAAUUUGCAGGCCAUACAUCAUUGUCAAGAAUGGUGUUCAAAAACUGAAACCAGAACAUCUCCGCCUCUUACAGCUUGGCAGCGUCACUUUCGACGAUUUCUUGCGAAAUGGGGUUGUCGAAUAUCUUGAUGUCAACGAGGAACAGGAUGCCUUGGUCACGAUUUACGAGGAUAAGAUUACUAUGAGUACUACGCAUCUGGAAAUCGAACCAUUCACAAUUCUCGGCGCUGUAGCCGGUCUUAUUCCAUUCCCCCACCACAACCAGUCGCCACGUAACACUUAUCAGUGUGCAAUGGGUAAACAAGCUAUUGGCGCCAUUGCAUAUAACCAGUUCAACCGUAUCGACACCCUUUUAUACACGCUAGUGUACCCUCAAAGACCCAUGGUCAUCAGCAAGACUAUCCAACUGGUCAACUACGACAAAUUGCCAGCUGGUCAGAACGCAACCGUCGUUGUCAUGUCGUACUCUGGCUACGAUAUUGAAGAUGCUCUUGUCCUGAACAAGGCCUCUAUCGAUCGAGGAUUUGGCCGCUGCCAAGUCUUUCGCAAGUACACUACCGAGUUGCAAAAAUACCCCAACGGCCGCAGAGAGCGCAUUGGUGACCCGGUCAACGAAGGCGACGGUGACCAGCGAAGGCGCUCAGAGAAACACAAGGCUCUGGAUGACGACGGCUUGGCCAUGGUUGGUUGCAGAGUCUUUUCCGGCCAGUCCAUGAUCAAGAAGGAGACGCCGCUUGAUAUGACGACGACGGGCAUUGGCCUAGAUCGCGGAUCUAGCGACUUCCGCGAUUCUGCUGUCAACUACCGAAUUCCCGACCCCGCCUACAUUGACAAGGUCAUGAUUUCACACACCGAGAAAGACACCACGGUCGUAAAGGUCCAAACGAGACAGACCCGGCGACCCGAACUCGGCGACAAGUUCUCAUCUCGCCACGGUCAAAAGGGCGUUGUAGGCAUCAUCGUCGACCAUGAGGACAUGCCCUUUGCUGACAAUGGACUCACGCCUGAUAUUAUCAUGAACCCACACGGCUUCCCUUCUCGAAUGACUGUCGGUAAGCUCCUGGAGUGUUUGACGGGGAAAGCCUCUAUUAUCCACGGGCGUCCAGACUACGGCUUCGGCGACGCCUUUCGUUCGCAUCCGGUCGAGGAGAUGAGUCAAGUCCUCCUCGAUCACGGCUUCUCGUGGGAGGGCAAGGACUACUUCACCUCGGGUCUGACCGGCGAGCCGCUCGAGGCGUACAUCUUCAACGGCCCCAUCUACUACCAGCGUCUCAAGCACAUGGUGCAGGACAAGAUGCACUCGCGCGCGCGAGGCCCCCGUGCCAUCCUCACCCGCCAGCCCACCGAGGGUCGUUCGCGCGACGGUGGUCUGCGUCUCGGUGAAAUGGAGCGCGAUUGUCUGAUUGCCUAUGGCGCCUCGCAGCUUCUGCUCGAGCGACUGAUGAUCAGCUCCGACGGCGUCGUCAUUGACAUUUGUCAGCAGUGUGGCCUCUUUGGCUACAAGGGCUACUGCCAGACGUGUAAGAGCACACGCGAGGUUACCAAGAUGACGAUGCCCUACGCAGCCAAGCUGCUGGUGCAGGAGCUGAUUAGCAUGAACGUUGGCGUACGGCUGCAGCUAGCUGAUGAAUUCCCGCACCCUAAGUAA